Dimorphilus gyrociliatus is the source of this 247-nucleotide messenger RNA. The record is from the annotation of a GenBank genome assembly. NCBI's taxonomy places the organism in Eukaryota, Metazoa, Annelida, Polychaeta, Dinophilidae.
ACACAACAACAAAAUGUCGAAUAGAACUCCUGGGUGGGGUUUAGAAUUUUACGAUUGCGUUGUUAAUAAUGAUUUAGCUCGAUUGGAAACAUUGGUGGAGCAGAACAAGAUAGAUUUGGAUGCUAAAUUUGCUCAUGUCAGGAAGAAAAACCAUUUGGAUUUGAGCCCAAUUCAUUUGGUAGCCUACAAAGGUUACACUGGAAUGUUGCAGUAUUUAAAGGCAGGACAAGAUUUAUAUAUUUUAUAG